GACGUAUAACGUUUACGUAAACAUAACCUAUAUAAUCAGUACUUACCAAGACAAUUUUUUUAUUUGAAUAGUUUACUAUUAUAUUAAAAAUUAAUAUAAUAAGCUCAGCAUUAACAUGGAACUUGAAUUUACAGAACUUGACGUGCUUCAUGAACUUUUAGAUGAAACUAAGCUAAAUGAAAUGAUAAGAGAAUCAGUUGAGAUAAAUAAAUUAGGGGCCUUAUUAAAAUUGAAAAGCUAUUUUAUCAUGAAAGGUAAACAUCAAAAACUUACUUUCAAUUUUGAACAAAUAAUAGAAAUUGCAAUGAUUAAUGCUAAUUCAGAAAUAGUACAAAAUGCCUUGUUGGUGUAUUCAGGUGAACAGCAGUUUCAGAAAUUAUUCUGUUAUUUAAGAGAUAAUAUUAAGUCAUUAACAUCAAAAAAGAACUGGGAUUUUUUUGUAACAGUUUUUAAUGUGGGUCUUUGCUUAAGUAAGAGCAUAAAUAAUAAAAACAUUAAAAAUGUCGUUGCAAAGAGUGCUACAGACAUUUUUACUUAUGUGCUUGAAAAUAUUGCCAUAAAGACUUGUCUCUUAAAAGAAAUGUUUGUAAACCUUGCAACAUUUACAGGAGAAAAUGAUAUAACAUUGUUUUUACUAUGGAACAUUAUAUUAAAAAAAAAUGAUAUAGAAGCACUUUCUGCCUUAGCAGAAUUUUUUUGUGAUAACAAAAAAGACUUGCUGGUAAGUUUAAUUAAUUACGAAGAGUUUUUCAUUCUUUUUGAAAAAAUUCUUUACUCAGGUAGUGAAUUUGAUAGAAAGCAUAUACUGUAUUUUUGGCAAAAGGUGUGCGAUGUAAUUUUUCAAGGAAAAGAUUGUAACUGCUCAUAUAUUUCAUUUGAUACAAAUAAUAAAGAAGCAAUCUUUGAAGCUUGGAAAUAUUUCUUCAGUUUAAGUGAGAUUUCAAAAGAAAAACAAAUUCAUCUUUUGGAACCUGCACUGCCAUUGCUUAGUAAAAUCAGCAUUCUACAUCCUCUUUGGCUUGGUUACAUUUCUAACAGUUUUCUGGUACAUUCUCAUAAAAUAAUAUCUUACCAAACAUUACAUUAUUUAUUUGAAAACAAAUUAUGCGACAACGUUAAUGUUUUUCAAAGAAUAGUCAAGAAUAUUUUACUCGUUUUAAACGAUACAGAGUAUUCCACUUACACUUUAAAGUCAUUUGCAUUGCUUGAGCAAUUUUUAGUUGCAUCAGCUGAUAAUUUAUUUAGAAUAUUUUUGAAAAAUCUUUUUGAAAUGAACUGUGCUCCAGUACCAUUUUAUUUUAUGUGCAAAACUAUUUUACAUUGUAAUAAGGCCCUAGAAAAAACAGAAAUAGAAAAGUUAAUUACAACCACGGAACAAUUACCAAACACAUUUAUUCGGUAUGAAUGUAUUUUUUUAAUUGAAAAAUAUUUUAAUAAGUACCUAUGUGAGAAUGAAAAUGUUACUUUGGAGCACACAAUAAAUAUCUUAAAACUAUCAGGGGCAUUAUGCAAUUCUGAGCAAAUACAAGCACAGAUUUAUAGAAGGUUUGUCAGUCAUAAAGAAUAUUUUAUACGUCAUAUACAUUCCAAAAAUGAUUUCAAAAUCAUAAAUGUAUUUAAAAAUAGCAAGGAUAUAAAAAGUUACAUUGAAAGCAGGUUUCAAGAUCCAGUAUCUGAAAAUAAAUUACCCUUUUCAGUUGCUGUUCAUAUGAUGCACUAUUUUCCAUGUUUUAUUAACAUGCCUAUUCUCUCAAAUUACUUAAACUUUGCUCUUGAAAAUAACGUUACAACUCAUGAUAUUACUAUAUUAUUAAGCGUCAUUGCGAGCACACCUGUGUUAUCCACUAAUGCGAAUUCAAAACUUGGAAUUGAUUUGUCUCUUAAGUGUUCUUAUAUUCUAUUAAAUGAGACUAAUGUUCAAAGUAACAGAAUAUCUCUAGCAUUUGAAAUUUUACUUCAAUAUUACAAUGUAAAUGCUGUCUCUACAGAAGAAGUCGGAUUAAUUAUUGAAAGGUGGAUCAAUAUUUUUAAAAGUGAUGUUAAGACUAACGGUAAUGUUUACUUAUGUUUUUUAAAUCUCUACCAAAAAGAAAAGAUAGCAAAAAGAGGCGAUGAUGUACAUGAAUUCUGCAACUUUUGCACCAGUUUCCUUGAAAUUUUACCUUAUUCAAGUUAUCCAGACUUAUUUUCAUACAUAAAAAUAUUGUUUGAAAAAGGAGAAAAAAAUUAUCAAGUAAUUUUUAAAUUGGUGGAACAUUAUAUAAAACGAAUUUUGGAAAUUAACAAACCGCAUAUUUUUGAAAAGGCAUUGGAAACGCUUUUAGAUAGCCUUAUAUUAAACAAUAAAAUUCUGCUAUCGCAAGAGUUUUUUGUUAAAAAUUGUUCGUACGUUUUAAAUGAGUUAAUGAAAGAAUGUAAAAAAGUAAUAGAAGUACCUGUAAGUAUCUCAAAAAUUCUCUUAAAACUCUCUCAACAAAAUUCCAAUGAAUUGCUAAAUUUUUCACAUGUUAUUAUGGAGCUGUUAUUGUAUGGAGAUUUAUUAAGGAAAGACCAAGUAGCAGAAUUUAAAAUUUACUACAACUCUAAAAACAAGCAAAAACAGAAUGUCUUUGUAUGCCAGAGGAAUUUGGUACGAAUUAAUGCAGUAAACAUUCUUCAGAACGCAUUAGGUGAUCAAAACAGUAGAAGCACUUUUGCAGAUACAUUGGCUUUAGUGUUACUGGAUGAAUAUAUUUUGUAUUUUAAAAAACGUUAUUUUAAAAAUUCCCAGAUUCAUUUAAGAAAACAACGAAUUUUGCAAGCCCUUUUAAUUUUAUUACCCUACAUAGCUUUUGAAAAAUUGCAUUUAAUAGAUACUCUAAUGGAAAGUUUGUGUUUAGAAAGCAAUCAGACAAGCGUCAAGCUUUUAAUUCAGUGGAUUCUGAUCGAGGGGAUGAGUGAGUGUUAUAUAGAUAUAAUUUCAAAUAAAGUAAAUGGGGCAAGUAAAACUCAACCCUCAACGAUAACAAGUUUUGUGUUCAUCUUAUAUUCCUUGGCUUGCAAAAUAAAUAAAGAACACGUGUGGGGUAAAAUUAUGAAGGAAAUACUCCCCUGGACCAUGGGAGCACAUUUUAAUCUUCGAUUGUAUGCACAGGUCGCCUUUGUGAAAUCCUUUGAAAAAAUAAAAAAAUUGAGAUACGCCUCUUUAGAACAGAGAUUCAUUUGUGCUUAUGAAUCAAUAAAUCAGUUAAUUCCACAAAUAAAUAAACCUUUUGAUCCAUUAGAACUAUAUUUUCUGGAGUCGUUUUCUACGACUGAUCAUUAUACAUUGGAAAAUAUUUAUAUAACGAUACCAAGAAUAGCUCAAGUCACAGAAAUGGAAUUUUUAUCGAUUUCGACUAAUGAUUUUCUGCCAAGUGAAUUAUUACCAAUUCAAAACGAUAAAAAAAUUAUUAUUGAUUUUCCCAAUAAUGAAAACGACGAAAAUGCUGAUGCAAAUAGUGUAACAAGCGCUUUUCCAUAUAUAAUACAACAAAAAAUAACUCCUCCAUGGAGAGAAGAGGUCCGACCAAACACCGGAGAUCUCAUUCUUAUAGCGAGCUUAGUUGAAAAAGUGCCGAAUUUGGGAGGAUUGUGUAGAACUUGCGAAAUUUUCGGUGUAAAAAGUUUAGCGAUAAGAAGUAGUUGUUUAAAAAAUAAGAAUGAAUUUUUAAGUCUAAGUAUGUCUUCCGAAAAUUGGGUUGAUAUUAUUGAGGUGAAGGUAGAAAAAUUAUAUCAAUAUUUACUCUCACUUAAAAAUAGUGGAUUAGCUAUAAUUGGAGCUGAACAAACAUCAAAAAGUGUUAAAUUGGGUGAUUUUCGUUUUCCUAAAAAGUGUGCAUUACUUUUGGGGAAUGAGAAACACGGAAUUCCAGCAGAUUUACUACAUUUACUAGAUAUCUGUUUAGAAAUUCCCCAAGUAGGUGUAAUACGAUCAUUAAAUGUACAUGUUGCAGCUAGUAUAAUAGUUUGGGAAUACACAAAACAGCACAUAUUAUCAAACUAGAAAAAUAUACAGUACCAUAGGAAACUUUUAUAAUAUUCUUUUUCAACCAAUAAAAUAUUUCAAUAAUUUGUUGUUAUGUGAAUAUGUAUUUAUU
Agrilus planipennis (emerald ash borer) is the source of this 4118-nucleotide messenger RNA. RefSeq lists its product as uncharacterized. NCBI's taxonomy places the organism in Eukaryota, Metazoa, Arthropoda, Insecta, Coleoptera, Buprestidae. The transcript is spliced from 6 exons. Gene Ontology annotation, biological process: tRNA methylation. The record is from RefSeq and is a predicted model, not a curated record. Bases 116 to 4024 code for a protein of 1302 amino acids. Gene Ontology annotation, molecular function: RNA binding; tRNA (guanine) methyltransferase activity.